CAGUUGAAGAGUACCUAUGAUAAAAAUUACAGUCUUCUACAUGCUUUGCAAGUGGGAAAACCUGAAAAAUCAACAGUGUAUCAAAUACUUGUUCUCCCCACUGUACCUGUUGAUGUACUUUGUAUAUAUUUCAUGCUCAUAUUUUCAUUUGUUUUACUCAGAGAUGCCCUUGGGAAAACAAUCUGAUCUGAUCCAUAAAGUGGCGACCAUGGCAGCUGCUAAAGACGUUCUUCUGGAAACUCUGGAGGAUUUAAAUGAACCUGAAUUCAUGGAGCUAAAACUGUUAGUGCAGUUCACAAACUUCCAGAGAAAUAUUCCACUAAUAUCAUGGCAUGAACUGGAUUAUGCAGACAAAACCAGAAUGGUGGAUCAUCUGGUUGAUAAAUGUGGUAAACAAUCAGUGGAUGUAAUCAGGGAGGUUCUGUUGGACCUGAACAGAACUGAUCUGGCGCUGAGGCUGUCUGAGACCAGCUCAACAUCUAAAGAGAAACUUUCCAUGAAGCUGAACUCUGCUUUUCUCCAGAAAGUGGAAAAGUUGGAGUUUGUGAUGGAGCUGCUGCUGGAAACUCUGGAUGAGCUUCAUGAAGGAGAGAUCUGGUGGUUCCUGGAAAUCACACACAGGAAAUUUCUCCAUGACAGUGGAUUCAUACCGUUUUGGGCUUUCCCAAAUGUGCGAUACAUUGUGGUGGUUUUUGUUCUGACUUAUUUCCACCGGUCAGUGAAGAAGACCCUGGAUGCUUUAAAGGAGAUGAAGAAGGAUGGUCUGAUGAAGAAGCUGUCAGACAGAAGCUCAGGACCUAAAGAGAAACCUUCUGCAGGUCGACAUCGUUCUGCUCUGAUCCACAAAGUGGCGACGAUGGCAGCUGCUAGACAGCAACUCCUGGAAACUCUGGACAAAUUAACCCGGAAGGAAUUUUUGGGAAAGUUUAAAGGAAAUUUAUCAAAGUUUUCACCAAGAUUGAUGUUCAUAACACAGAGAGCAGAACUUGUUGAUGAGAUGAUGGAGGAGUUUGGCCAGCGGUCGGUGAAGAUGAUCAAAGAUCUUCUGAUUAAAAUAAACAGAAAAGAUUUGGCUGAGAAUCUUCAAGAAACUGGUGAAUCCUCAGGGAACGAAGACGAUUUUCAGGAUCCAUCAGAAUCAGAUGUUCAUCAGAAUCUUUCUGAGAUUCUUCAAAAGUUGAACAGGAAGCCUUUGCUGAGAUUCAAGUCAUUUCUUCAGUUCACCUGCUUUGAGAAAAGUCUUCCACAAAUACCAGAGUCCAGUCUAGAAGAGGCGACCUCGACACAGAGACUGGUGGAUCUGAUGCUGAAGGAGUUUGGUCAGCAGUCAGUCCAGAUGGCCAGAGAGGUUUUAAUGGACGUGACUGAUCUGGAGAGCAGGUUUAAAUCACAAGAUAAACUUUCUGUUGCUGAAGAACUGUCACUGGACCAGAGGAUAGAAAAACUGAGCAGUGAUUUUAACCUGCUGUUGGAAACACUGAAGGAUCUGAGUGAUGAUGAGGUUCGGGAGUUUAAAAGACUCCUGAGAGACUCUGACUACAGGAGCUCUUUGUCCAGACAUCAGUACAGUCUGCAGGAGACGAGUUAUCCAAGGAAGAUGUUUGGAUAUUUUAGACAUGAAGACCUGGAGAAACAGCCAAUGUGGAUGGAAAGUAAAAACCUGCAGGAUGUUGUGAUUUUCAUUAUUCAGACUCAUAGAAAAGAGUCUAUAAUGGUGACCAGAGAUGUUUUAGAGGACAUCAACAGGAUGGAUUUGGUCCAGAGGCUCAGCAGCAGCUCAGCCUCCAGAGAGAUGCCCUUGGGAAAACAAUCUGAUCUGAUCCAUAAAGUGGCGACCAUGGCAGCUGCUAAAGACGUUCUUCUGGAAACUCUGGAGGAUUUAAAUGAACCUGAAUUCAUGGAGCUAAAACUGUUAGUGCAGUUCACAAACUUCCAGAGAAAUAUUCCACUAAUAUCAUGGUAUGAACUGGAUGUUGCAAACAGAACCAGAAUGGUGGAUCAUCUGGUUGAUAAAUGUGGUAAACAAUCAGUGGAUGUAAUCAGGGAGGUUCUGUUGGACCUGAACAGAACUGAUCUGGCGCUGAGGCUGUCUGAGACCAGCUCAACAUCUAAAGAGAAACUUUCCAUGAAGCUGAACUCUGCUUUUCUCCAGAAAGUGGAAAAGUUGGAGUUUGUGAUGGAGCUGCUGCUGGAAACUCUGGAUGAGCUUCAUGAAGGAGAGAUCUGGUGGUUCCUGGAAAUCACACACAGGAAAUUUCUCCAUGACAGUGGAUUCAUACCGUUUUGGGCUUUCCCAAAUGUGCGAUACAUUGUGGUGGUUUUUGUUCUGACUUAUUUCCACCGGUCAGUGAAGAAGACCCUGGAUGCUUUAAAGGAGAUGAAGAAGGAUGGUCUGAUGAAGAAGCUGUCAGACAGAAGCUCAGGACCUAAAGAGAAACCUUCUGCAGGUCGACAUCGUUCUGCUCUGAUCCACAAAGUGGCGACGAUGGCAGCUGCUAGACAGCAACUCCUGGAAACUCUGGACAAAUUAACCCGGAAGGAAUUUUUGGGAAAGUUUAAAGGAAAUUUAUCAAAGUUUUCACCAAGAUUGAUGUUCAUAACACAGAGAGCAGAACUUGUUGAUGAGAUGAUGGAGGAGUUUGGCCAGCGGUCGGUGAAGAUGAUCAAAGAUCUUCUGAUUAAAAUAAACAGAAAAGAUUUGGCUGAGAAUCUUCAAGAAACUGGUGAAUCCUCAGGGAACGAAGACGAUGGAACAUCUUUAAUGGGCAUGACUGAUCCGGACCAAAUGCAGCUGGAGACUGCACACAAAUCACAAGCUACUUCAACAGAGAUGGAUCCUUCAGGUUAUGGAGGUGUGGAGCAGGACUCCAGCAGCUGGACCAAAGUGGACCCUGAGCUGGACGGGACGUCUCCAGAUGAAGAUCCAACUUACAGCCUCCAGUCUGCAGCGGGCCGCUUUGAAUGCAGCGUCUCUGGUCUGCGUUGGGUCUGCAGGGAGAAGGUGGGCUUUAGGUACCGGUUCUGCUCCUGGUAUGGACACAUGGAGAGGAUGGAGGGCAGAGGAUACCGGCCUGCUGGUCCUUUACUGGACAUCUCUGUCCUUACUGGGAAGGUGAUGGAGGUGCAGCUGCCACACUGGGUCUGCAUCGACGAUGUUCCUGAGUUACUGAAGAACUUUGCUGUCCUCCAUGUUAACGACUGUGGAGACGUUUUGGAGAAAGCGACCCGGGUCACAAAGACCCAUGUCGGGUUAACAGAACCAGUUUUCUCUUUGCUGGGAGCUCUGAUAAAUGUCUUAUUUCCUCCAAGAAUCUCCUGCAACACAUUAAUAUACUAUCAGCCCAAAACAUCCUACCUGAAAAUGCGCUUCUACCUGAUUCCACUGGAUCCUGCUCUGAAACAGUCGGUCCACAGCAGAGAAUCCUCCAAGGGAUACGAAGAAAUCAUGAAGCCCCGACCAGACAAGCCUCUGAAGAUGGGCUGUGGUUUCAGCCUCCAGGCCACCGUACAGACGGCCAGAAUCCAGCCACCGGAAAUCACUCUGAGGCACGACAGCCUGGACCCGAACUUCUACGAGCUUUUUAUUAAGAAUCCAGGUGAAGGCUUCAACCUGGAGCUGCUGCAGACUCAAUCAGAGAAAGUUUGGUUCUGUGAGAUUAGGAAAGAUGAUCAUCCUAAAUCUGGCUCCACUGAAGCCAGAGGAUGUUCAACAGAAACUGUUACUGUGAAGAAAGAAGAGGAACAUUUUGUGGACAAACACAGAGAGACACUGAUCCAGAGAGUGAGGAACAUCGGACCCGUCUUAGAUGGACUUUUACAGAAGAAAGUUCUGGUGGAGGAAACCUACGACUGGAUCCGAUCUCUGCCGACCUCUGAGUCUCAGCUGAGGGAGAUCUUCUCCUGCCUGAAAGCUGCUGAGGACUGCAAAGACAUUUUCCUCUCCAUUCUUCAGGAAAAAGAGCGAUACCUGAUCACCGACCUCCAGAGUAAAUGUUGAGGAGGAACCAGGGACGGAUCUAAGGGUGGCCCAGUGGGUUCUGGUUCCUGCUGGCAUGAUGUUACUUUUUAAUGAGUAAAAACUGAAAGAUUUUACAUUUUUAAAGGUUUUCAUCAGCUGAUCUAACAAAGGUUGUUAAAGUGGAAGGGAGAUGAAAGGUGUCGGUCGGGUCCAGACUGAAGUUCUGACCGACUUCCUGUCUCCUGGAUUUGAACAAGGCAUCAGCCAAUCACAUUCUACCACAACUGAAGAAAUGUUUUUGAGAUCAGUUUGGUGAUAUUUUAUUAAAAUCUUACUUAAAAUAAAAUGACAAAAUCUAAAGGCAGAUUCAGAUUUUAAAGGCUCAACUGGAUCAAUCCAAACAAACAGUUAAAGUGACAUUAUAUUCAAAAUAUCAAAACAAAAGAUCCUUUAAACCAGCAGCACUGAUUCAUUGUUAAGCUGCUGGAUAUGUUUCAUUGUUAUUGUGUUUGGUGAAUAUUGGCAUCAUUAUGAUUAUUACUGAAAAUGAUUAAGCAUGUCGGUUUUUGAAAACAAUUUCAAACGUUAUAGCGAAUUAUUAAAAUAUAACAAAGAAAAAAGAAAAUAAAAUGAAAAUAUAUUUUCGUAUUCAGUUAAUCCAUGGCUCAUCACAGUAUAUUACAGUGGAGCUAACAAACAGGGCCGGUUUACAGCAUAGAGAGACUUAAAUAGAUCUACCUGCAGGUAAAUCUCAGCAGGUAGAUCUAUUUAAGUCUCUCUGUGUUAUGCCGAGAAUUGCAUGCCCUGUCGCGGGAGCACGCAUCGCUCUAAACCAGGGGUGGAAAUCCUGGUCCUGGAGGUCCGGUGUCCUGCAACUCUUAGACGUCUCCCUGGUCCAACAGACUUGAAUCCAACAGCUGAAUCUCCUCCUAGUGCA
Messenger RNA from Xiphophorus maculatus (southern platyfish), 4895 nucleotides. RefSeq lists its product as uncharacterized. Lineage: Eukaryota; Metazoa; Chordata; Actinopteri; Cyprinodontiformes; Poeciliidae. The record is from RefSeq and is a predicted model, not a curated record. The transcript has 27 exons. The coding region runs from base 17 to 3997 and encodes 1326 amino acids. Gene Ontology annotation, biological process: regulation of apoptotic process; inflammatory response; innate immune response.